Phycomyces blakesleeanus NRRL 1555(-) is the source of this 528-nucleotide messenger RNA. RefSeq lists its product as hypothetical. The record is from RefSeq and is a predicted model, not a curated record. The coding region runs from base 1 to 528 and encodes 175 amino acids. Lineage: Eukaryota; Fungi; Mucoromycota; Mucoromycetes; Mucorales; Phycomycetaceae. The transcript is spliced from 3 exons. Gene Ontology annotation, molecular function: protein binding.
AUGCAGUGCCAUGAAAAAGGUGAACUUGAACAAGCAACACAAUACUGGCGAUUAUCGGCAGAAAGCGAGUCUCCUCUGGGAUUAUUAUUUUAUGGAAUUGCACUGAGGCACGGUUGGGGAUGUAAGAAGGAUCCUACUGUGGCAGUAAGGUAUCUUAAGAGAGCAGUAGAGCAUGCAAAAUACGAUCUAAGGACUGGGUUUGCACAAUCUGCUAUGGUUGCAAAACAUGAGUUGGUGCUGGCCAUCUAUGAACUCGGUGUUUGCUUCCGCCAUGGCUGGGGGGUUCCAAAGGAUCUUAAGAUGGCUUCAACGUACUUUGAGAUCGCAGCAGGUUUAGGAGAUCCUGAUGCAAUGAACGAUAUUGCAUUCUGUUACUGUCAUGGACAUGGUGUGAAGAAAGAUAUGUACAAAGCAGCAAAGUACUACCGUAUGGCUGAUUAUCAGGGCAGAGGACUAAUAGGAAACUCGUGGAUCUGGAAGGAUAAAUACAAUGUGGUUGACCAGCCAGAUUGGGAUGGUCUAAAGUAA